AUGACCGGGCGAAUGCAGAACCAGGCUGAAGGGUCAGCGCCUGCGGCAAUCACCACAACAGACAUCUCCAUAUUGGAGAAGAGGCAUGGUGUUUCUGUUGAAGAAAAAGCCGGGCCCGAGUCUGACACGGACACCAAGCGAAGCGCGACCGAUGACGAAGUUGCCAACCUGGCUCAAACAGCCGACAGUCUCCCUCUAGCCGUCAUUAUUGUUAUCAUCAUUGGUGGCACUGAGAGGUUCGCAUAUUAUGCAUUGUCAGGACCUUGGCAGAACUACAUCCAGAACCCCCCUGGUGACUACGCGCUCCCGGGUGCUCUUGGCCUUGGUCAGGCAACAGCAACAGCAAUCAACAAUGCAUACCGCUUCCUCAGCUUCCUCACGCCUCUGAUAGUCGGUGUUCUGUCAGACACCUGGCUAGGGCGCUACAAGGCACUCCUUUGGAGCAUGAUAGUCUACGCAUGCGGUGGUUUGAUCCUGCUCCUAACUUCCUUACCCAUCGCUCUUGACCACGGUGCUGGUCCGGCAGGGCUCGGUGUGUCAAUGAUUCUAAUAGCCUGCGGUGUUGGAGGAGUAAAGGCUACUUUUCCCAUAUUUUUAGGUUUAUACACAGUAUCUCACUUUCGGAUAAUUAGGGUUACCAAUCUUUCUUCGCUCUCAAUAAUCCCAGCUACAUUCCUUGAAAGCAAAUUUGGGUUCUGGCCGGCGUAUCUCCUUGGCUUCGGUGCCUUGCUGAUUUCGAUUGCAAUAUUAUGUGGUCUCUCACCUAAGCUUGUCAAGGUCCCAAAGGGAACCAAUAUCAUUCUCUCCGCUGGAAAAGUUUUAGGAUGUGCAAUCAAGAGCGGCUUCCGCUUGGACAACACGAAGGCCGAUUAUCAGGCUUCCCACUACAACAGGAGCGUAUCUUGGACGGAUGAGUUUGUGGACGAGAUCAAAGUCACACUCCGGACUUGCAGAGUUCUCCUUUCCAUGGCAGUUUUCACGCUCUGUAUGGGCCAGAUGUUGAAUAAUCUGGUUUCCCAGGCCGGUCAAAUGGAGCUUCAUGGCGUACCGAAUGACAUGAUUCAAGCUCUGAGCGGCAUCGCCGUUGUGUUGCUUGGUCCCGUCAUCCAAGGCAUAAUGUCGCUUCUAGCAACACGACGGAUUCUUCUGGGUCCCAUUGUACGAAUGGCCAUCUCCUUUAUUUUCACCGCCGCGGGAAUGGCUUUUGCCGGAGGCGUCCAGCAACUCAUUUAUUCCGCUCCUCCAUGUUACAACGCGCCUCUUGCCUGUGCCGAAUCCAUGGGUGGUACGAUUCCGAACAAGAUUAAUGUCUGGGUGCAAACUCCGAUACAUUUCAUACUGGCAAGUGGAGAGAUACUUGGCUAUGUUGCAAUGGACGAGGUUUCGUAUACCAAUUCCCCGCAAGGCCUCAAAUCAGUGGUACAGGCGUUCAAGCAGUUGUCCAACUGCCUAGGGAGUAUUCUUGGAUUGGCCCUAAGCCCGGUAUCCCGAGACCCGUACCUUGUGGUGCUGUACUCCUCGCUGGCUGGCGCAAUGGUAUUGAUAACGGGCAUUUUUUGGUAUUACUUUGGAAAGUAUGAUCGUCCUAAGAGAGUGGAAGAGUCACCAUUGGAUACGACGGAGGAGAACGAGGCGAAAGAAUGA
Clonostachys byssicola is the source of this 1644-nucleotide messenger RNA. The record is from the annotation of a GenBank genome assembly. Lineage: Eukaryota; Fungi; Ascomycota; Sordariomycetes; Hypocreales; Bionectriaceae.